Dicrocoelium dendriticum is the source of this 681-nucleotide messenger RNA. The record is from the annotation of a GenBank genome assembly. Lineage: Eukaryota; Metazoa; Platyhelminthes; Trematoda; Plagiorchiida; Dicrocoeliidae.
AUGAAGUCGAUCUGCCGUGGUUUGGUCAUCACCCUUGGGUCCACAUCCACCCAGUAUUAUACCACCAUUCGUGGUGGCGAACCGCACGUUCCCGGAGCAGACUUGCUUAACACAUCCUUCCGAUCAGGAGGUGCACUGCCUACCAGCUCUGGCGGUCCGACUCCGCCACAGCAGCUGCUAUCGCUGGCUGUUUGGUCGAAAGAGAAAAAGCAGAAAAUUAUGCGCAUCGGUCGCCGCGGAAAAGACUGCUGUUGCAAAUUCGAGCUGAUCGAUGGCAUUCAACGGCUUCUGUGCACUGGACGUGGUGUUAUCGGUCCGGGAGCCGCCAGCAGCAUCAGUGUGGAACGCGGUCGUGAGUCAGACGGUCCUCCUCCGACCCCGACUCAAGGUUUGACUGAUGUCGGAAGUUUGGCUUUGGAAUCCCUAUUGAAGAGUUCCGCAUCGCUGAGUCUGUCGGCCUCUUCCAGUUAUCAGCCUGGCAGCAGUACCAAUUCCAUGCUUCGAGUCUCCGUUGAUGGUGUCGAAUGGGUAGGUCUUCGAUUCUUCCAGAUCACGUCCACAUGGCGAACACACAUUAAAUCGUUCCCGCUGUGCUCCCUCUCUGUCGGACGAGCGGAUCCUUCCCAUGCGAACGACUCGUUUCCGAUCUCAGUCGAUCCGACCACGUUCUCGUCACACUAA